This is a messenger RNA of Lepisosteus oculatus (spotted gar), 1164 nucleotides long. RefSeq names its product granulin a, tandem duplicate 1 (gene grna.1). Gene Ontology annotation, cellular component: extracellular region. The record is from RefSeq and is a predicted model, not a curated record. Lineage: Eukaryota; Metazoa; Chordata; Actinopteri; Semionotiformes; Lepisosteidae.
UCUUGAUUGAGGAAGUGAACACUUUCUGAGUUGUAUAUAUAGGAGUCUACACAGGAAACUAAUCUAAUCAAGGCAGAGGCUUCACUAGACGUUGAUGCAAGAACAAGAUGCUGAAAACUGCAAUACUGUUUCUGGUGGUGGGACUGGCCUCCAGUUCUAACAUUUGUCCAGAUGGGAGCAGCUGUCCAGAUUCAUCAACCUGCUGCUAUUCAGAUACUGGAUAUAAAUGCUGCCCAUAUCCAGAUGCUGUGUGUUGCGUUGACCAUAUCCACUGCUGUCCGCAAGGCCUCACGUGCAACAUGAUAGAGAUGACUUGUGACGGCCAUGGUGCAGAACCGGGCAUCCCAAUGGUCAAGAAGAUACCGGCUGCAGAGCAGGAUGCCUUCCUUCCCGUUAUGAUGGGCAAGCCCGAUGCCAAUGUGGAGAGCUCAAAGGUGCAAUGUGACAGUACCCAUUUCUGUCCUGAUGGGAAUACAUGCUGCAGACACCCCUAUGGGAUUUGGAAAUGUUGUCCACUUUCACCGGCCGUUUGCUGUCUCGACGGCCUGCACUGCUGUCCUUUCGGCUACUACUGCGACGAAACUUAUACUAAGUGUUUACGAAAUGGCUUAAGUAUUCCCUCUUUUCUCAAGAGGCCAGCACUGACUGUAAAGUCCUCCAACAUGACCACUUCAGCAGCUCAGGUGCUGAGGGAUGAGGGGACAGAGGAGAAACUCCCCUGGGUGAAACUGCAGAAGGCUGUCACCAGCCUGUCUAAGACCUCGGUUAUUCGCUGUGAUGGAGUGUACUACUGCCCCGAGAACACGACCUGCUGCAAGAAGGCUGACAACAGCUGGAGCUGCUGUCCGUUCCCACUGGCUCAGUGUUGCCAAGAUAGGUUGCACUGCUGCCCUUACAGCUACACCUGCGAUGGUUCAUCCACAAUGUGUGUGAAAAACAAUCAGAGAAUUCCCUCAGCUGAAAAAGAGGACGCUCAGUGGGACUGAGUGAAAGAGAUCACGCAGAGAGACGUCCUUGCAUGGCUGUAUGACUCUACUGUGGUACCGGGUUAGCCCACCUUUUCUGCUCCGUCUUCACUGAAAAGUUUUGUUUUUUUUCAUUUAACUCUGGCAUUUAUUUAAAUUAUAAAUGUCAUGUAAGAACAACAAUUAAACAUACUGCAUA